GGGGCGGAGCUUCAGGAAGGAGCCGUCGUCUCUCAGCCGACCGCGGAGAGAGCGGAUGGGGAGACCGGCGGCCCGAAGACGGAGUCGGAGGCGGAGCGCUGCGGCCAUGCAGGCGGCAGAGGCGGACGCAGGCGCAGGCAGGAUGGCGGGCGGCGCUGAAGGCCUGGGCAGCCAGGGGGGCAGGGGGGGUCGGGGCGGCCCUCGCAGCGCGGGUGCUGCCGCCGCUGCAAACGACGGAGCUCUGUGUGUCGCGCCGGCACAGCACUCUCCGGGGCCGGGCGGACACCCCGCGUCCACGGCCAGAAGGCCGGGAAGCCGGCCGCACGUAUUCGCCCUAAGUGUGCCUUUCCCGUCCACCUUGGAGGCGGAGAUCGCCCGUGGGUCCCUGGCCCCAGAUGCCGAACUGCACCAUGGGGCUGUUGGGAAGGAGCUCACAGUAAACGGCAGCGUCCUGGCGGUCCACUGGAGAGCUGAAGAUUCCCACCUCCUCCAAAUUUCCAUCGUCAACUUUCUUGACCAGCUUUCUCUGGUGAUACGGACCAUGCAGCGCUUUGGGCCCCCUGUUGCACGCUAAGCCAGGGCUAGAGAAGGGGAUUAAGGUCUAAACUUGUGUCCCUUCCUAGACAGUGCAUCCCUCCUAGGGCAGUGAUUCCUGUAGUAGUUGCCGCUUUAUUAUGGGGGCCUCACCUUUUGCCUCUACUGGCCCUUGGGUGCUGAGGGUUCACUUGCUUUGUUUGGUGCUUAAAUGUUUCUUAACUACUGAAAAUAAAACUGAGCUACGAUGCUA
Molecule: messenger RNA, 787 nt
Organism: Balaenoptera acutorostrata (minke whale)
Lineage: Eukaryota; Metazoa; Chordata; Mammalia; Artiodactyla; Balaenopteridae
Gene: LAGE3
Product: L antigen family member 3
Exons: 3
Coding region: 56-574 (172 amino acids)
Cellular component (GO): EKC/KEOPS complex
Source: RefSeq, a predicted model, not a curated record